Molecule: messenger RNA, 3544 nt
Organism: Catharus ustulatus (Swainson's thrush)
Lineage: Eukaryota; Metazoa; Chordata; Aves; Passeriformes; Turdidae
Product: ankyrin repeat domain-containing protein 40-like
Exons: 5
Coding region: 37-1140 (367 amino acids)
Molecular function (GO): protein binding
Source: RefSeq, a predicted model, not a curated record
CGGAGCGGCGGGGAGGGGCCGCAGCCGGACCCGGCCAUGAGCGGCGCGGCGGAGGCGCGGGAGCUGGAGGAGCGGCUGCGGGAGGCGGCGGCCCUGGGGGACGUGGCGGAGGUGCGGCGGCUGCUGGGCGCGGGGGUGGACAUCGACUCCCGCAACGAGAUCAACGGCUGGACCUGCCUGCACUGGGCCUGUAAGCGGAACCAUGCCCAAGUGGUGUCCUGCCUGCUGGAGGCUGGCGCUGACAAGCACAUCCUCACUGCUAAGGGAGAGCUGGCGGCAGAGCUAACAUCGAAACCAGACAUCCGCAAGAUUUUGGGAGAGGAACAAACUGAAUGUCAAGCAGCGAAGGAUUUAAAUUUACCCAUUGUUGCGAACUACUUGGCCAAGCCACCAUUCCCUAACGUUUACAGCGAAGAGAGCAUUCCAGGCAGCUUGGCAGAUUCCCAGAAUGAAAGUGCUUCCAUCUCUUCUGCUUCUCAGAGUGAAAACAGCCCUUGUCCGUCAGCACCUGAGGCUGAAAGCAUCUGCACCCCCACGUCCUGCAGCAGCGAUGAGACCCCAGCAGCGAGCGCUGCAGCCAGGCCAGUCCCUGUGCCCAUCCCCACCCCAGCCUCAGUGUGUGCCAGCCCUGGGGUGUGUGCCAGCCCUGGGGUGUCCCCCAGCCCCAGCUGCCCCCCAGCCAGGCCCCCCAGCCUGGGGCUCUGCUCCCCAGGAGUGUCUGGCCAGGCUGUGCCCCUGCAGCCCAACACCUCUCCCAGCGGCACUGCCUCUGCCUAUCAGCCCUUCUUCUUCACUGGAACAUUCCCCUACAACAUGCAAGAACUUGUGCUCAAGGUCAGAGUCCAGAACCUGAGAGACAAUGACUUCAUUGAGAUUGAACUGGACAGACAAGAAUUGACCUAUCAAGAUCUGCUCAGAGUGAGCUGCUGUGAACUGGGCAUUAAUCCAGAGCAAGUAGAGAAGAUCAGAAAACUACCCAAUACACUUGUAAGAAAGGACAAGGAUGUUGCCAGACUCCAGGAUUUCCAGGAGCUGGAGCUGGUGCUCAUGAGAAGUGACAGCUCUCCAUUCCGGAACGCUGCGGCCGUGCUGCCGGAGCGGCCGUGCUACAACAGCAGAGCAUCCAAACUCACCUACUGAGCCUGGGGCUGCAGCUGCACUGGGGACACCUGGCAGUGACACUGCUGCCUUGGGAAAGCUGCAACUUCAGUGUGUGUAAAACCUUAAGUUAUUGUUAGGGUUACUAUUUUAACUAAUAUUUUAUAUUUUAUAUUUAAUACCCUGUUUGCUUUUGUUUUUUACUUGAUACUGUAUUCAGCCAAGGGAUACCUCAUUUGUCUAGUAAAAUCACAUGCUUCCAGUGUAUUUCAAGGAAGUUUAUUGGUUGUAUCUGGCAGCAGGGGGGCACAAAAUACAUAAUUAUUGAUAUGAAAAUUAUGUUAAGUACACCCACUCUGACCAAGUAAGACUCAUGGAAAGAUUCAGGAAAUUGUGUGUCUCUGUGUGUAUAUAUGUAUUUUAAAUCUCCUCAUUAAAUUAAACAAGAGACACACAAUGAAUAGUUGCUCUCUAAAAAUGUAAAUGUACAAGUCCUUAACCUCUUGCCCCUCACAAACGCCAAGAGGGAGCACCUAGAGAUACUUAAUGCUCAGAAGUGGCAGGAGAAACCCUUUUACUGGGCUGAAAAUAAGUGGAAUAAGUUUGCCCAUAUUUAAAUGUUUAUUGCCCCUAUGAGAAUAUUGUACCUCCACCAAAAAAUACAAAAGCCUCUUGUAAAUGUUCCCUAAUUAAGUCUCAGUCGAGUUGAAGUGCCCUUUCAAGAGAAAGCCCUUGUUUGAGGAGAUGGGGAACCCCCAGUGUCAGUGGUUUGUACCUUCUGACUGAUGCGAGCCUGUGCAUUACUCACACCAGGUGUCAGUACUGUCAGACAGGAAAGCUCUGGGUGGCUCUCCCCUGCAGACCAGUUCCAAGGGCUGGUUUCUGCUGUGUGUGUGAGGAGGAGCACAGCAGUGUCCUCAGGGGAGAGCACAGCUGGAAAGAACACAGCUUGCUGGCAAAGAACACACUGGAUGGCAAACACAGCACGAGCAAGUAACCUGUAACUUUCCAUCAUGCACAGUCUACUGUCACUAUUACAGAGCCUUGGUUUGGCCAGGUGAGUACUGAAAGCUGCCUCCAGGCCCUUUCAACUUUUUUUUCCUCUUCAUUGUGACAAAUGAAAAAAAACACAACUCUGGUUAAGCUACAGACCAUUUAACUUGCAUUUAAGCAAGUCAAUAAUAAAAAUUCACCUGGAGGCUGAAGUACCUAAGUCACAGCAUUGCUGUGUUCAUACAGCCUGAAGCUUUUCCUGAUUACCAUGGCAGCCUGGAAACUUUUGGAGGCUGUUUUCUUUUUUACCAAAAAAUAUGGUGCUGACCUUUGCACCAAAACCCUUAACUGGGUCCUGAGGUGGGUAGAGGAGUGAAGGACUUGCUUUUUCUGCAUGAGCAGCUUUUUCUCCCCUCUGUCCCCCCUCUUCCCCCACCCCAAACUGUAUUGAUUUUCCUUCCAGCUCUGCUUUAUGAGGCUGCACUAGAGCAGAGUUUCUGCACAGCUGGUGCUGUGUUUGUUGUUGAUCUGGACUGCAGUGCUGACAGUCAAACUAUAAAUAGUACAGCACCAUGUUCUGGUAGAAGCAGCAUGGCUGCCACACUCCCUGUGUCCUGCACACCAAGAGAAGAUACAAACUCCUCCUGCCAGCAGAGAUGCUUGACUCUGGGCUCAGGAUUUCACCAAGUUACUUAGGCUUAAAAUUCUUGCUUAUUGCAGUGAAAAUAAUUAUCAUCCUUUCCUCUGUGUUCCACACACAUCACCUCAACCCUGCUAACUUCACAUUCUCAGUCCUGGUUUUUCUCCAGCCAGGAGCUAAGCUACUUUAAUGCCAGAAUCAACUCCUGGGAAGCUCAAGACUGUGACACAGUAUGAAGUAAAAUUUCUUAACUAAGGUUCCUGCUUUGUUUUUCUUGUAGGACAGGAAAGAAGGUUUUAACAAUUGUGGAUUUAUCUUUCCAGCAUAGCUUGGAGGCUAGCUCAGAUUAUGUGCAAUAACUGAAAAACAGUAAUGGCUAAAUGGCUCAAAAUUAAUAGGAGUAUCUAAUUUCUUUACAGUUCCUUUAUUUGGGAAGUCAGUGUAAGGACUGUCUCCACUAAUUACUGAGCAUUCUGCUAGAGGGCAUCUGGUUUAAAAAGCUUUAUUUCUCUAGUUUCCACCAAGAAUAACAGUUAAUGUGUUAAACUCUACUUGUAAUCUGACUGUAAUAACAGUAAAUCUAUGCAUUCAGAGAAAUAUUUUUGUAUGUUUUAUGCAGUUUGAUAAACUCUAGUUACAUUAACUGCUUUUUGUUGUGCUUUUUCCUUGAACAAUAAACUGUUGGAAUGACAACUGAGAUGAAGUUUACAAAGCUUACUGUUCUUCCAAGGACGAUUUUUGUUUACACUACAAACUUGUACUGAACUGACAUUGCUACUCUUCACUUCUAAUAAACUAUCAGUCUUUCAAGUA